Messenger RNA from Cuscuta campestris, 2624 nucleotides. Lineage: Eukaryota; Viridiplantae; Streptophyta; Magnoliopsida; Solanales; Convolvulaceae. The record is from the annotation of a GenBank genome assembly.
UAGGAUAUUGAUCUAUCUCUGAUGAGGUAAAUCAACCAUUUAUUUCCAACAAAACUUGGGAUACAUUGAUCAAUCUUUGAUUCCAGUUACACCAAAUCAUUUACUUCUAACAGAACUGGUCCAUCUCUUAUAUCCUAUUUGCUUCUGACCUUUGCUAGUUCAGAUAAUGCUAUGGCUAAAAUGAUAGUGAUGCAAGUGGGCUGACAGUAGAGUAGUGGAGGAUGAAGAUAUGGCUGAAAAUGUGGUGCACAUAUGGCGUAGCAAACGUGACAGGAAGGCUCUGGUUUGGCAAGAUGAUUAUGAUAUUUAUUACUUGUUUAUAGUUUUUAUAUUGUGUAAUUAAUAAUUAAAUGAGCGUAAUUAAGAGCUCCUUUCCAAAUCAUAGAGUUGCUGGAACCCCCCUGACUCGGAUGGGCAUUUUAGUCCAAGUAAAUUACAACGACUCUUUUUUGCCAAACGGCGUCAAUAUAACCCUAGAACAGUUUGAAGCGAACCAUUCUCAAUCCGCUUCCGUUUUCUGCUCUCUCUCGCUCUCGCUUGCUACAUUGAAUCUGUUCUCAAUCGAUCUCCCAAAGGCUCUCGAUCUUCGAUCUUGAUACUUUGAAUCUCUGUCGUUCUUUAUUCUACAUUCAAUUUUGAUUAAUUUUGUUGAUCUCUUAAUGGUCUAAUAUUGUUUUUGCAGGCCCUUUUGUUUCCGAAUAUAUAUUUCUGUUUGCAGCUGUUGUUUUUCGCUUAUUUUUUUGUUUGUGUGUUAUUAACGUGAUGGAAGCAGGAUUAAGAGACUCUAUGGCAUUGAACAUGACUGGAUCCAGUCGUUUUCCUCUUCAGGAGCAGUAUCGUCAGAGAAAAAGCUCCCAUGAAAAUGUAUGUCAUCUCUACCCUGCGUGAAUUGAUGUAAAUUUCAUCUAGACAUUUGAUGCAAACUGGUCUAUAUCCCAUGAAAAAGGUCUAUGUUCUUCCAUCUCAUGUGUACUGCCGGCGCAUUUGCUUGGAAGAGGUGGUUCGGGCUCUCCGCGUGAUGCGUAAUGGGAGAGCUGUGGGACCAGAUGAGAUUCCAGUGGAGUUUUGGAAGCAUGCGGGUCGUGAUGCGUGGGUUUGGUUAACCAAACUCUUCAAUGUUAUCCUCCGAACAGCAUGGAUGCCUGAUGAGUGGAGGGAGAGUCUCUUGGUCCCUCUGUUUAAAGGCAAAGAGGCCAUUCAUCUCGUGAGGAGGUUAAUGGAAGAGUAUAGGGCUAGGAAGAAGGACCUUCAUAUGGUGUUUAUUGACCUUGAGAAGGCGUAUGAUAGGGUACCAAGGGAGGUCGUAUGGAGGUGCCUUGAGGCGAGAGGAGUUCCCAUCAUGUACACUCGCGCGAUCAAGGAUAUGUACGAUGGGGCUAUGACCAAGGUAAGGACUUUUGGGGGCGUCUCAGAUUCCUUCUCGGUAGGGAUGGGGUUACACCAAGGGUCUGCUCUUAGCCCUUUUUUGUUCGCCUUGGUGAUGGACGUCCUAACUCAAGGUGUUCAAGACGGGGUCCCAUGGUGCAUGCUUUUCGCGGAUGAUAUUGUGCUUAUUGACGACACGCGAGAGGGACUAAACGAUAAGUUGGAAUUAUGGCGCCUUGCCCUUGAGACUAAAGGAUUCAGAAUAAGUAGGAAUAAGACUGAAUACAUGGAAUGUCGUUUCAGCGGCCGGGAUACAGAAUCAGAGGUGGAAGUCAAGAUUGACUCUCACCUAGUACCUAAGGUAGACAGGUUUCGUUAUCUUGGCUCGGUAAUUCAGGCGGAUGGGGAGUUAGAUGCGGAUGUUGGACAUCGGGUUGGAGUGGCUUGGGCCAAAUGGCGGUUAGCCUCAGGGGUGUUGUGUGAUCCGAAGAUUUCGCCUAGAAUGAAAGAGUGUUGGGCGGUUAAGAAGACUCAUGUGCGUCGUCUGCAUGCGGCGGAGAUGCGGAUGUUACGAUGGAUGUGCGGGAAGACAAGGUUGGAUAGGAUUUCGAAUGAGGUUAUCCGACGUCAAGUAGGUAUGGCACCGGUGGAAGACAAGUUGCGGGAAGCGAGGUUGAGGUGGUUUGGCCAUGUGAGACGGCGGGAUGCUGACGCCCCUGUGGAGCCGGGGGUCUCUUGGAAACAGCCUCCCUACUUUCGAGUAGGGGCAAGAUAUGCAAUGGAUUUUGACUAUGCACAUUUUAUGGUGACCGAAGGAUGUAAAGCUAAAGAGAUUCCGGCCAGUUCACCUUCAAGAGAAGCAUACCGAAAGCAGCUUGCGGAGAUCUUUAACAUGAACCGGAGGAUCCUUGCUUUUAAGAACAAACCACCCAUCCGCCCCCCCUUUGGAUGGUUUUCUGAAUGAGAACUCUUCCGCUUACCUGGCCAAACCUACAAAACCCCGUCGCCACAUUCCUCAGGUAGGCAAGUAGUGCUUGAUUGUUCUUGAGGUUAGCGGGUCAAUGAUAGAAAGGAUUCUUUUUUUCUCACAAUGAAUGAUUUAUUUUUGCAGACAUCUGAGAGGACUUUAGAUGCCCCAGAUAUUUUGGAUGAUUACUACUUGAAUCUACUAGAUUGGGGAAGCAUCAAUGUUCUCUCUAUUGCUCUUGGCAGUACUGUUUACCUGUGGGAUGCUUCUGAGGGCAGCACUUCUGAAUUGG